Molecule: messenger RNA, 3030 nt
Organism: Carlito syrichta (Philippine tarsier)
Lineage: Eukaryota; Metazoa; Chordata; Mammalia; Primates; Tarsiidae
Gene: TOGARAM2
Product: TOG array regulator of axonemal microtubules 2
Exons: 21
Coding region: 1-3030 (1009 amino acids)
Biological process (GO): microtubule cytoskeleton organization
Cellular component (GO): cytoplasmic microtubule; cilium
Molecular function (GO): microtubule binding
Source: RefSeq, a predicted model, not a curated record
AUGGGCUCCCGGGACGCUGCACCCCCAGCCCAGGUGCUGGCCCCGGUGGCCGUGUACUGCGGGAGUGUCCCACGGACAAGCGCCGGGCCCCGGGUGCCCCCGCCUGGAGACAUGGACUCUGGCCAGCCGGCUUAUGGAGAAGCCUCCUUGCAGCCCGCACCACAUGCCCGGCUGAGUGAAGAGAAACCGUUGCGGCUCCUGAGUGGACGGGAGGACCUAGAGAGCCUCAAGCCACACGCCCCAAUGAAGGACUGGCAGGCCCAGAACGGCCACCCUGGAAACCUGGGGGCCCCGUCUUUGGGGUCCCAGCCCCUGGCGCUCCCGCCCCCACUAGAGUCAGAGGCCAGCAGUGCAGCCCGGGACACCGCCCAGAUCAAGGACAGACUCAAGAAGAGGAGGCUGUCGGAGGGCCCAGUGGCGUCUGCCCCAGCCUCCCUGGAUCCCGGCAGAGACCCCCGAGGGGUCCCCCUGUGGGGCGCCAUCCCACGCGUUCCCUCUCGGAGACUGCUGGGGGUGCCGAGGCCCAUGCCUCCCAUCCAGAGCAUCCCCGCCACCCCAGAGGCCAGUGGGGACACAGAGAAGGUCCCGGACAGGCAUGGGAGCCGCCAGGGUCUGCAGGAGGUGCCGAUGUCCCUGCGGUACCCGCACUGCCAUGGUGAGAAGGCACGCAGGGCCCUGGAGGUCCCUCCUGUCACCAAGACCAGGAUGCGCACGGUGACCUCCUCUUGUGGGUCCAGCACCCAUCCUGGCCCCUGGCCUCCAGGCCAGGAUGUCCCCACGGGCCUGGGGCCUCCACGCACACGUGAAGGGGUCCAGUCCCGCCAGGCCCCAGGGACAGGGAUGAGGGCGGUCGUGAGGGAUAUUUGGGGGCCGCAGAGCUCUCAAGGGCUGGGGCCAUCUGAAGAGCGUGGACUCGGGGUCCUCUGCAUGGGGAGGCGGGUCACCCUCGUCCACGGCAGCCCUGGCGACCCCACAGGCCCAAGUCCCACAGCGGGGUGGAGGCUGCUGCGGGAGCGUGGACCUCAGGAGGCGCUGCCUCCGCCUCUGGAGCCAGAAGCCGUGGCUGGAGCCAGGCCUGCGGCUGCCCAGAAGCCCACCCUGCCUUCAUCUCUCUCGGACCCCAUGCGGACAGUCUUCUCCCGUGGCCGUGCCAAAGACGCCCAUCCCCAGCUGCAGGAAGAGGACCAGAAGGGGACCAGCAACAAGACUCAAGUCACCAUCUCCAAGUCCGCACGGGAGAAAAUGCGACUGAGGCAGAUGAAGGAGCUGGAGCGUCUCCGGGGGGUGUGGGAGCCAGAGAGGAUGUUGGUUGUCCGUGGUGCCCACCCUCCCAUCCCGAGCCUCCUUCCGCUCCGGGGCAGUGGGACCCUGUCGGUGCCCACUGGGCUGAACAGCCCCCACAGAAGCAGCACCAGUGGCGUCUUGAGGAAGCGGGCCAGUCGGUCCUCACUGCCCGCCAUCCCCGUCAGCAGGCAGGAGCCCAGCCUCGCCCGCCACGCCUCAGCGAACUCGCUCCCCGCGGUGCUCAUGCUGGGGUCUCCCAAGUGGAUCGAAGAGGAGGAGGAGCUGGACCUGAGAGCCUUCAAGGAGGCGCGGCCUUUCUCGAACCCGGAGCUGGGGCUGGUGGACGCCCUCCAGUGCCUGGGCAGCAGUGACUGGCAGGUGAAGGAGAAGGCCCUGGUGAGCGUGCGGCGCCUGGCGGCCUGCCACCCUGAGGUCCUCGCUGGGAGGCUACAUGACGUGUGCUUGGCGGUGACCGGGGAGGUCUCCAACCUCCGCUCCAGGGUGUCCCGCCUGGCCAUUCGCACGCUGGGUGACCUCUUCCGGGCCCUGAGGAAGAGCAUGGACCCCGAGGCUGAGGAGAUCGCCCGCUGCCUUCUCCAGAAGAUGGGCAACGCCAGCGAGUUCAUCCAGAGAGCCACUGGCCGUGCCCUGGCAGCCAUGGUGGAGGGUGUGACCCCUGCCCGCUCCCUGGCAGCCCUCACCUCAGCCGGUGUCUACCACCGGAACCCUCUGGUCCGGAAGUGCACUGCUCGACACCUCUCGGCCGUGCUGGAGCAGAUCAGUGCUGAGAAGCUUCUCGCGGGUCCCAGGGUCAGCACAGAUAUGUUGGUGUACAACCUGCUGAGGCUGGCCCAGGACUCCAACCAGGACACCAGGUUUUAUGGCCGGAAGAUGGUGGCCAGCCUGAUGGCGCACUCGGGCUUUGACGCGCUUCUGAAGCGGUCCCUUCCGUCUCACGACUUGCAGAAGGUCCUGGCGGCCAUCAGGCAGCGGGGACUAGAAGACAAUGGUGACCUCCCAUCUGCCAAGGGCUGCGAGGUGUUGAGGAAUCUGGUGGAGUGUGAGCACAGGCUGCCCACUGCAGAGGGGUACGGCUGCCUGGUCUCUCUGGGUCCCACGUCUAAGACUGCCAGCUGGCACCUGCCCACCUAUGACCGGGCACUCCAGGGUGGCUUGGGGCGUGUGGAGAAUGAACUCUGCUGUGCAGGCGCUGCUGGACCUGGGCUCGACCCCCUGGGCUACAGUGGGGAGUCGGCUAGGGCCUUGGUGCUGGAGCGGGGAGUGCUGGGGCGACUAGGAUGGCCCCAGAGCCUGAGCUCUGGCAACCUCUGCCUCCUGGCCGCGUUUGCGGGGCGAGUGCGUUUCCUGAGCGGCCGUGCGGCGCUGGAUGUCACGGAGCGCCUGUCAGUGCUGGUGGCCUCAGUUUACCCCCAAUAUCCUCAGGCCGUGGAGCGGCACGUCCUUCCUGUUCUCUGGUGCAUCCUGACUGACAUGGUGGCGAACGGCAGCCUGUCCAGGCGUGGCGGGAACCCGCGUGAGGUGGCGUCCCGGCUGUGUGGGGUCCUCCAGGGCCAGAUGGGACCCCGCCUGCAGGAUUUGGCCACCGGGCAGCCAGAGCGCGUGCUCGCCGUGCUGCAGGAGCUCUUGGACACGGAGGGUGCGGGGGGCGGCUGCAAGGCCACCGGCAGAGGGGGGGCACCUGGCAGCAGGACAAGGGCCAGCUCAUGCCCCAGUCAGCAGGAUUAA